This is a messenger RNA of Cryphonectria parasitica EP155, 1732 nucleotides long. RefSeq names its product PIN domain-like protein. Lineage: Eukaryota; Fungi; Ascomycota; Sordariomycetes; Diaporthales; Cryphonectriaceae. The record is from RefSeq and is a predicted model, not a curated record. The transcript is spliced from 3 exons. The annotation marks the transcript as partial. Gene Ontology annotation, molecular function: crossover junction DNA endonuclease activity; 5'-flap endonuclease activity.
UCAAUACCACAAAAUUCUCAACAACGAAACCACCAAUCAAGUAUUCAAAAUCUGCCUGCUGCCUGUAUAGACGCUAGGUCUAAUCACUCCUGAAGAUAUCAUGGCAUAAACUCAGGCCCCUCGAUUUUGCUCCAUAUUCAAGCGUUUCAUCAUGGGAAUCCAAGGCAUCUACAAGGAGAUCGGCCCAGGCAAGCGGGUCUCGCUCUGCAAAUUGGCCAUAGAGCAUCUCGAGGAGACAGGUCAGCCGCUGCGUCUCGCCAUCGACUUUGCAAUAUGGUCGUUUCAGGCUCAAGCUGCCAGAGGCGGCGCACAUCCCGCUAUUCGUACCCUCUUCUACCGCCUCGUGCGCCUCCUGUCUCUCACCGUCCACCCUAUCUUCGUCUUCGACGGCCCCAACAAGCCGGCUUUCAAGCGCCACAGGCGCUCCCGCCGCGGCCCCGGCGAUACCGUCUCCGCGUCCAUGGCCAAACGCCUGAUCCGCCUCUUCGGCUUCGCGGUCCACGACGCCCCAGGAGAGGCCGAGGCCGAGUGUGCUUUCUUGCAGCGCGAGGGCGUUGUCGACGCGGUGCUGAGCGAGGAUGUCGACACCAUCAUGUUCGGGUGUGGGCGUACCCUGCGGAACUGGUCUGCCGAGAGUACGGCUGCCGGGUCGAGGCCGCCCACCCAUGUAUCCGUGUACGAUGCUGCCGAGCUGUCACUGGGGGUGGGCAGUGGGGCUGGGCUGGACCGUGAGGCCCUCGUGCUAGUCGCGCUCAUGAGCGGUGGCGACUACAUCCCCGAGGGUGUGCCAGGCUGCGGAGUGAAGGUCGCGUGCGAGGCUGCCCGAGCUGGGUUCGGGAGGCGGCUGUGUCGCAUCAAGAGGUCGGACCCGGACGCGCUGCGGCGGUGGCGGGAGGAGUUGGCAUCCGAGCUGAGGACCAACGAGAGCGGGUUCUUCCGCGUGAGGCACAAGGCUCUCACGAUCCCUGAGGAUUUUCCGGACAUGGAGGUUCUGCGGUAUUAUACACAUCCGGUGGUCUCCCAGGCCGCGACCGUUGAGAGGCUGAGGAAAGAGCUCCCUGCCAGAGCCAAUGUCGAUAUUGUUGGCCUCCGCGCAUUUACUGGCGAGACGUUCGAUUGGACGUACAAAAUCGGAGCCAUCAAGUUCAUCAAGGUGUUGGCCCCAGGUCUUCUGAUCCAGGCGCUGUUGGGCCUCCAUGGCCACGACAUCAAUGAUCCUGACGAAAGAGAGAGGGCGGAGGCGAAGCUGGUCAGGGCUAUCUCGACAAGGAGGACGCACUUCAGCACGGAUGCUACACCUGAACUCCGUAUAUCCUAUAUCCCGAAUGACAUUGUCAGUCUGGACCUAGACGCCGAGGAGGAUGGGGAAGAAAUCGCCCCUAGCACGCACGGGCGGUCCGGACUGGCCCUCAACAGCGACAAUGAGACAGAAGGGCCUGACGACGGGGAGGGGGGUCAGGCCAAGGCCGACCCUAAGAAGGUCUUCGACCCGCUCCAGCCAGACCUCGUCUGGGUGCCCGAAUCUGUUGCCAAGCUGGGUGUGCCGCUCGCUGUCGAGGACUGGGAGACGGGGCAGAGAGCCAAGAAGUCGGCAAAGGAGAAGAAGAAGAACGACAGCAACAACAAGGUUUCGACGAGGAAAUCACAGGCCAGGCAGAAGACUUCAGAUAUGCCGGCUGGGGCGCUGGAUAGAUAUUUGACGAGCACUAAAUCUAUUAGUCCGGCAAAAACA